This is a messenger RNA of Pelobates fuscus (common spadefoot toad), 1041 nucleotides long. RefSeq names its product galectin-related inter-fiber protein (gene GRIFIN). The record is from RefSeq and is a predicted model, not a curated record. Bases 101 to 523 code for a protein of 140 amino acids. The transcript has 4 exons. NCBI's taxonomy places the organism in Eukaryota, Metazoa, Chordata, Amphibia, Anura, Pelobatidae. Gene Ontology annotation, molecular function: carbohydrate binding.
UUCUUGCAAAUCUCCCACACGUGGCUAUCUGACGUACCCAAUGGUAUAUUAGGGUCUGCAAGUUGGGUAUCUAUUGCAAAUCUGAUGCGUUGCUGCAAAGAUGGCCUUAAAGUUUGAAGCUUCAUUCCCCGAAGGAAUCUGUCCAGGAUGGAGCGUAAUCGUAAAAGGAGAGACAAGCUUCAGCGAAAACGACUUUGAAAUCAACUUCCUUAGUGAGUCAGGAGACCAGAUUGCUUUUCAUUUCAACCCUCGUUUCUCAGAGGGCAACAUCGUCUGCAACUCCUUCCUGGGGAGUCGCUGGGGUCAAGAGGAACGUACUGACACGUUCCCAAUGGAAGUCAAUGAGCCUUUCCUGGUGGAAAUAUACUCAGAUCAGCAGCAUUUCCAAAUAUUUGUAGAUGACAACAAGAUAAUGCAAUACAGGCAUCGAAUGAAACAGUUUUCUGGAAUCACCAAAGUGCAGAUUUUGAAUGACAUCAACAUUUCCUCAGUGGAGAUCACAAGACGAGAGCUAUUUCCCUGAAGCACGCAAUUGUCAAUUCUGAUCUAUUAACCUUUGAGUUCCAUAGAGGUGGGCAAAAAAAAAUGAAUUCCUAUACAUAAUAAAGUGAUUUAAUGCAUGUAAAAUUUGACUCAACUCAAAACCACACAAAUAUCAACCGCAGCAAUUAUGAAAUGAAAGUUUUAGCUAAUAUGCAAAGUUUAAGUUCUCGAGUGAUUAAUUGCAAAGGAACACUAAUAUUUAAGUUGGCAUGAUCUUAAUAACGGUUUCUAAGUGGCCUUUUCAUUGCAAGAUCAGUAUCAGCUUAAAUAAACACGUUACAUAUCAGGAAACAUGUUUUAGAGCCAUAAAUCUCGACAGAGCGAAUACAGGGCACGCAGCUCUAAAAACAUGGCAAGAAUUUUUUUUAUUUCGGAAGCAAAUAAUAAGAGCGCCCACUUUAUCAUUGCUUUUUGUACAUAAAGGAAAUUUGGAAUAGACAGGGUUGUUUGUUUCUCAAUGUAAAAAGUAUUUAAACAAUAAAACCAAUACAGAGUAAA